AUGGCGGCCAAACUAAGCAAUAUUUCUGGCCUUGGAGACAACGACGAUGGCGCUCUAACAGCAGAGCAACAAUCCAAAUUAAAUGAUUUUAAGGUAGUUUUAUACGAGAGUUUUCAGUGUUAUACGAGAGUUUUCAUUUUUCGUUAAUCAAGCAUAGAAGGUUUUUCAAUUUUUGCAAAUGUUUACUGUAUUAUAAACAGUCAAUACAAAUGUUUAUAUAUUUUUUUUUAAAUAGAUAGAAACACGGCUUGCCAAUGAGAAAUAUUUACGAAACCAUACAGAAAUAUCACAUGUUCUACAAAUGUUUACAAAGUAAGUAUAAUUUUUGCUGGGUUAGAGGCUGUUGAUGUGGAAGCCCGGCUGGCCUGGUCACUGGUCAGCAAGACAGCCUGGUUGAUAUUUCACUAAAUUAUUUGGCUUAUCCAGGUUACCCUAUAACUUCCUUGACUGUAUAAAUGCAUAUGAGGUUUAAAAUCAUUUGGCAUUAGACAGAAUAAUAGGCAUCGUUAGUAUUGUCACUAUUGUAUGACUCUGUCAGGUAGGCUUGAACGACAACUUAUAUAUUACCCAAUGUAAGUAACAUAUAAGCAUUAUAGGUAAUCAUUCACUGAAAAGCCUGAAUAAUACCGUAAUGUAACCGUAAUUGAGCACAGACCUUUUGUUGAUACCAGUCGAUACUUAGUACUUAUUAUUAUUGACAAGUAAAUUUGUCUGCUGUUAGACAUCGUAAAAUUGUCUGGCAUUAGAGUAAAAUAAUAAAGCAGAGUGCAUCAGCAGUUCAGAGUGCAAUGCAACAUAUUAAGUUAUUAAACUUUACCAACUUUGCCUUCCAGUAAUGCAAUUUAGUCCCCAUCAAUUCUUUUGUUUGUUUCUUUGAGUCAAUUCCAUUCAUUCACUUUUUCAUUCUCACUUUCUCCACCCCAAAAGUUUCUGAUUGUGUGCAAUACUUUUUCCAUUUCUAGGGAGGUGUUGACAAAACGACCUGAAAACAUACGAGAAUUUGCUGCAGGUGAGUUCAAAAGUAGUUUGAAAUGUUCAUAUUAGGAUGUGGAGUAUACAAAGCAAACAAAUCUCUGGGUGGGUGGGUUGCCUCAUUGAGUUACAGUAAUUGUUGAAGAAUUUUGUUGAUGGGAAUUUUGAGUAUAAAAUUGACACUCAUCCAUCUACAAAACUCUUCAACAAUUAGUUCUAUUGCGUGAGAUACCCAAGAUCCUGAUUUAACAAUACACUUUACACGGCCAUCAUCUUAGUAUGAACUUGCUUGCAGUGUGUUAGAGCUUGACAACUGUCUCUCUGUAGCUCAGUUGGUUAGAGCUUGACAACUGUCUCUCUGUAGCUCAGACUUGGUUAGAGCUUGACAACUGUCUCUCUGUAGCUCAGUUGGUUAGAUAUUGACAACUGUCUCUCUGUAGCUCAGUUGGUUAGAGCUUGACAACUGUCUCUCUGUAGCUCAGUUGGUUAGAGCUCGAUAACUGUCUCUCUGUAGCUCAGUUGGUUAGAUAUUGACAACUGUCUCUCUGUAGCUCAGUUGGUUAGAGCUUGACAACUGUCUCUCUGUAGCUCAGUUGGUUAGAUAUUGACAACUGUCUCUCUGUAGCUCAGUUGGUUAGAGCUUGACAACUGUCUCUCUGUAGCUCAGUUGGUUAGAUAUUGACAACUGUCUCUCUGUAGCUCAGUUGGUUAGAGCUUGACAACUGUCUCUCUGUAGCUCAGACUUGGUUAGAGCUUGACAACUGUCUCUCUGUAGCUCAGUUGGUUAGAUAUUGACAACUGUCUCUCUGUAGCUCAGUUGGUUAGUGCUUGACAAUUGUCUCUCUGUAGCUCAGUUGGUUAGAGCUCGGAUAACUGUCUCUCUGUAGCUCAAUUGGUUAGAGCUUGAUAACUGUCUCUCUGUAGCUCAAUUGGUUAGAGCUUGACAACUGUCUCUCUGUAGCUCAGUUGGUUAGAGCUUGGGUUGCAGGUUCGACUACAAAUUUACAAUUAGUUCUAUUGAGUGAAAUGCCCCAAAUCCUUGAGUUUCAGACAGCCUGUCUUGUGAAGAGAACUGAUUUAUUUUUCAGGAUAUUUUUCUGACAAAGACCUGAAGGACAGAGUUCAGGAGGAAAAUUUAGAAAGUUAUGUGAGAAAGUUUGACCAUCCAGCAUCAGAUGUGCCACUCACUCAAUAA
Messenger RNA from Paramuricea clavata, 2167 nucleotides. Lineage: Eukaryota; Metazoa; Cnidaria; Anthozoa; Malacalcyonacea; Plexauridae. The record is from the annotation of a GenBank genome assembly.